Anguilla anguilla (European eel) is the source of this 4511-nucleotide messenger RNA. RefSeq names its product neuroligin-4, X-linked-like. Gene Ontology annotation, cellular component: postsynaptic specialization membrane; synapse; cell surface. Lineage: Eukaryota; Metazoa; Chordata; Actinopteri; Anguilliformes; Anguillidae. Gene Ontology annotation, biological process: modulation of chemical synaptic transmission; presynaptic membrane assembly; neuron cell-cell adhesion. The coding region runs from base 619 to 3135 and encodes 838 amino acids. The record is from RefSeq and is a predicted model, not a curated record. Gene Ontology annotation, molecular function: signaling receptor activity; neurexin family protein binding. The transcript has 7 exons.
GGAGAGAGAGGGAGAGAGAGAGAGAGAGAGAGGCUGGUACAGCCUUGGUCCUUCUGUCCUUAAUCUUUUUUGAGGUCCACACUCUUUUUCUCUCUAUGAAGGCAAUCAGAUUCCCUAUAAAUUACAGUUCCUCUGCAGUAAACGAAUAUCCUUAAUGUAUGUAGGUCAUUUGCAACAACAAAGCGGCUUUUUCUCCAAAACAAAACUGGGGUGCAUUUGCUUCGGUCUGCACUGUGAAAUUGCGUUUGGGAUUUUUUUUUUUUACAGGACAUUACGCGGAGUUUUAGAUUUUUCUUGUGAUAUUGAUUAUUUUCCUCAUCCCUUGAAGUCCAGAACACGGACAACGACACCAGAUUGUGCAGAUAGAGAAAAGGCUGAAUGAUCAAGCUAGAGUCAAAACGGAGAAAUAACUGCACUAUUUGACAGAGAGGUUGGCUGGUCCGAUCCUACCAGGGAGUGGUUACCAUCAAGACAAGACCUGCGACCUGGGAUGGAGAGUGCUGAGAGGUCCUGUCUGAUUGGUGGACAUUGUGUUUGUCAAGCUAACCAUACAGCCUGAAACAAGGCACCUGGCCUGUGGGAGAACCGUACUGUGCACCGCUUAUUCCACGGUGAACCAUGUCGAGGCCCGGGGGAAUUGAAUGGCUACCGGUCAUCUGUGGCCCCAACUGCAUAAGGCUGAACAUAAACCUGUUCUUCUGGAUGGCCUUCCUGGCUGCCAGGUUUGCAGUCAUCGACUCUCAACAAGCACAAUACUCCAUUGUCACUACAAACUAUGGGAAACUGAGGGGAUUAAAAAUGCCAUUGCCCAACGAGAUCCUUGGACCUGUGGAGCAGUAUCUGGGGAUCCCGUAUGCCUCUCCACCCACCGGCGAAAGGAGGUUCCAGCCCCCUGAGCCCCCCAUUUCCUGGCCUGGAAUUCGAAAUGCCACCCAGUUUGCAGCAGUGUGCCCCCAAUACCUUGAGGACAGGUUUCUGCUCAACGACAUGUUGCCUGUCUGGUUUACUGCCAAUUUGGAUACGGUGGUAACUUAUGUGCAGGACCAAAAGGAAGACUGCCUGUACCUAAACAUCUACGUUCCUACAGAGGAUGGAGCCAAUUCAAAGAAUCAAGGCGCUGAUAUAACCAGUAAUGAUGAUGACGAAGAUGAAGACAUCCAUGAUGAAAAUGGCUUGAAGCCUGUCAUGGUGUACAUUCAUGGUGGAUCGUACAUGGAAGGCACAGGGAACAUGAUUGAUGGCAGCAUUCUGGCCAGCUACGGGAACGUCAUCGUGGUGACCAUUAAUUACAGAUUAGGAAUUCUAGGUUUUCUGAGCACAGGGGACCAGGCUGCAAAAGGAAACUAUGGGCUGCUUGACCAAAUUCAAGCACUGCGAUGGAUCAAAGAAAACAUCCAGGCUUUUAAAGGGGAUCCUAAGAGGGUCACCAUAUUUGGGUCGGGUGCUGGAGCCUCCUGUGUGAGCUUACUGACACUCUCCCACUACUCAGAAGAUCUUUUCCAGAAAGCCAUCAUUCAGAGUGGAACGGCACUGUCCAGCUGGGCAGUUAACUACCAGCCGGCCAAAUACACACGGAUGCUGGCCGAGAAGGUUGGCUGCAACAUGCUGGACACCAGUGACUUGGUGGAAUGCCUCCAGAACAAGAACUACAAGGAGCUCAUCGAGCAGAACAUCACUCCCGCAAAGUACCACAUCGCUUUCGGGCCCGUUAUCGAUGGAGACGUAAUACCGGACGACCCGCAGAUCCUGAUGGAGCAGGGGGAGUUUCUGAAUUAUGAUAUCAUGCUAGGCGUCAACCAGGGGGAGGGAUUCAAGUUUGUGGAUGGGAUUGUUGACAGCGAAGAUGGCGUGUCGGCAAAUGAUUUCGAUUUCGCUGUGUCUGAUUUUGUUGAUCACUUGUACGGGUACCCAGAGGGGAAGGACACCCUCCGGGAGACCAUAAAGUUCAUGUACACGGACUGGGCUGACAAGGAGAACCCAGAGACUCGCAGGAAGACGCUAGUGGCCCUUUUCACUGACCACCAGUGGGUGGCACCAGCGGUGGCCACCGCAGACCUGCAUGCUCAGUAUGGCUCACCCACCUACUUCUAUGCCUUUUACCAUCACUGCCAGAGUGACAUGAAGCCCAGCUGGGCUGACUCGGCACAUGGAGAUGAGGUUCCUUAUGUGUUUGGCAUCCCGAUGAUUGGACCCACAGAUCUCUUCAACUGCAAUUUCUCCAAGAAUGAUGUUAUGCUGAGUGCUGUGGUCAUGACGUAUUGGACUAACUUUGCCAAGACAGGAGACCCAAACCAGCCAGUACCACAGGACACAAAAUUCAUCCACACGAAACCAAACCGUUUUGAAGAGGUGGCAUGGUCCAAGUACAACCCUAAGGACCAACUCUACCUGCACAUUGGCCUGAAGCCCAGGGUCAGAGACCAUUACAGGGCUACCAAGGUUGCCUUCUGGUUGGAGCUGGUGCCACACUUGCACAAUAUAAAUGAACUGUUCCAGUACGUAUCGACCACCACCAAGAUCCCUCCUCAGGACACAACUCCCUUCUCAUACACUAAGCGUUUCCAGGGGAAGACGUGGCCAUCUACCACCCGCCACCCUGUUGUUCCUCCUGCUAACACCAAGCAAGUGACCGACCAGCAGAAGACAGUGGACCCAGCCGAGUCUGCAGUGGUAAUCGAGAACAAGCGAGACUACUCCACUGAGCUGAGUGUUACCAUCGCGGUGGGGGCCUCCCUGCUUUUCCUGAACAUCCUGGCCUUCGCUGCCCUCUACUACAAGAAGGACAAACGUCGGCAUGAGUCCAACCGCCGACCCAGCCCUCAGAGGAACGCCAAUGCCAACGACAUCGGCCAUAUCCAGAACGAUGAGAUCAUGUCGAUGCAGAUGAAACAGCUGGAGCACGAUCACGAGUGUGAGUCUCUGCAGGUGCACGACACGCUCCGCCUCACCUGCCCGCCGGACUACGCGCUCACGCUGCGUCGUUCCCCUGACGACAUCCCGCUCAUGACACCCAACACCAUCACUAUGAUCCCAAACUCCCUGGCCACCAUGCAGCCCCUGCACCCCUUCAACACCUUUAGCGGCAGCCAGAAUAGCACCAACCUUCCCCACGGACACUCCACCACACGAGUAUAGCUCCGCACAGAGCGACUGCUGAGGCAUAAAGCCACAAUAAAAAAAAGAAAACUAUUUACAAUAAGAAAAUUUAAAGAAGAGAAAAAAAAAACUUUCCAGUUGAGACUGAUUACAGAAGAUAUUAUUUUGUUACCGAGCAUUCUUAAAAAUAAAAUACUGGCAUCGGAACUUGGCUAAACCUCUUAAAUGUGAAACGUGAAUGUCACAAUAGUAAUACUACUUUCAGAACUUUCCAGAAGGAUCAAACAAGCAAAGCAACACCCAGAAUAUGAAUAAUUGACUUUAAAGUGUUCUGUUUCACAACACUGAUGUAGGGAAUACAUACAGUAUGAUGUGUAUUUGUCUUUUGAGCAAGUGGCCAUGAUGUCAUGCUCAAGGCUGAAAGAAAUCAUUCUAUUGAUGUGAAAGGUUUUCAGAAUAAACAAGGGAUCUGAACUUGCCUUGGACAAAUGAAUGCAAUGUUGGUGAUCAGAGUCAAAUUUCCCAGCCUGAAUUGUAAAUAAAAAACUUUGUAAAAAAAAAAUGUAAAUAGUUGUGAGUAAAACAAAUACAAAAAAGCUUUUAUUGUUGUUUGAGUUGAAAUAUGGCUUUUAUGCUUUCACUUGAAAUGUUUAAAUAUUGAUUUUUAUUUAAAAAAUCAAAAAUAGCUUAAAUCAUUGUUUUGAAAGAAAAUAAAUGCUGUAAAUUUGUUUAAAAGCAUAUAUCCUACAAAUCUUUUUUUUUUUCUUCUUAAUUUCAUUUUAUUGUUUGCAUAUCAUGGCUUUACAUGCUGCAUUUCAGGAAAUAGUGUUUACCUUCUUUUCAAAUUCUUCAUAGAGUAUUUUUAUAGUUAUUUUUUCUUUAGCAACCUAAACACUGCCUCAGCUUCAAAAGUGACCAGCAUUGUAUCAUUUAGAAAGAGGCAGUGGAUAAUGUUAUCAAUAUUAGAUUGAUAUAUUCGUAAAUGAAAAUGUGUUUGAUAUUUCAAAUCAUCAUAUGCUAGCAAUAUGUAUUGUGCCAAGCUUGUGAUAUUUUGGGGUUAAAAGCAAGUUAAUUGCUUUGAAUGAGCUGAAAUAUUAUUAAUAAUGACAGAAAAAAAACCAUUAAUCGUAAUUAUUUUAUGUAUGCAUCUACUUCAAAAUUAAAGGAGAAAAAAAGAAAAACAAAAAAUCCCAGCUGAGGAUUAUACUGCUAGACUUGUACAUUUGAGCAAUUGAACCCCUCCUGAUUACUGACCCUUCAACACAUCCAGGGUCUUAAUGUAGGAUUUUAGAUUUUACUGUUUGUCUCAUAUUGUUUGCAGUUUUUGCCUUAAGUGAUAGAUGAUAUUUCUGGCUGGACACCUGUAUAAAGUUUUUUCUGCUGCAUUUUUAAUAAAAUAUUAAAAUAUUUUCUAA